ACCACCCCCCUUCUCUAUAUUUACCUUCCCAAUCUUAUCCAGACAUGGAAAUCUAAACCCAGAGCAACAAUGGCGCUACCUAUCCCUCUCCUCCUCUCCAUCAUCUCUCUCAUUCUCCUUCCCUCUCCUUCGGCCGCCAACGAAGGCAACAUCCUCGCCACCGGCGACGUCCUUCCCACUAACGGCCAGCUCUCGUACAAAAAAUACGCCUUUGUCAUUCAGGACGACUGCAAUCUCGUCCUUUACAACGGCGCCAAUGGCUUCCAGUCCAACACCCACGGCGCAGGCUUCAACUGCACCCUCAGCCUCUCCGGCCUCGGCGAACUAGUCAUCAAAAGCGGCGACGGCUCGCACGUCUGGUCCUCCCCCGGCGGAAUCAAACAGGGCAAUUAUGUCGCCGUUCUUGGCCCCGACGGUCUCGUCAAAGUCUUCGGCCCCUCGAUCUGGUCAACCCCCGAGCUGUCUUCUUCAUCCGCCGCCAUUGAAGCCGAGCUGAGCACCGUGCCGUCGGUUCGUAACCUACUCUUCUCGUCGGAUGUUCUGCAGCAGAACUUUAAGCUGGAGAGCAGAGACUACACUCUGGAGCUGACCGACGUCUGUAACUUGGAGUUUCGUAAGGCGUCGGUGGGAGUGGUUUGGGAGAGCGGGACGAAAGGUGAGGGGCAGAAUUGCUUCGUUAGGUUUAACAAUCGAGGCCGUCUUGCCGUUGUUAAUGGCAAGUUUAAGGUUUUGUGGCUGAGCAAGCCGGUGGGGGACGCGGGAGAUUACGUUCUUGUUGUUCAGAUCAACGGGCAGGCGGUUAUCUACGGGCCGGUUGUGUGGUCUGCUGGUUCUUGAUUUUUGUUCUUGCUGUUUUGUAAUGUUGCUUGGUUCGAUUUCUGUCUCGGCGUUCUCUGGUUUUAAGAGAACGUGAUGAAUAAAGAUUGUCUGCUGUUCUGUGCUUGGGCUCGAAGUUUAAUGGAAUAAAGCUGUUGCUUGCUGUGGGAAAUU
Phalaenopsis equestris is the source of this 990-nucleotide messenger RNA. Its product is annotated as mannose-specific lectin 3-like. Bases 70 to 837 code for a protein of 255 amino acids. The record is from RefSeq and is a predicted model, not a curated record. Lineage: Eukaryota; Viridiplantae; Streptophyta; Magnoliopsida; Asparagales; Orchidaceae. The transcript has a single exon.